Messenger RNA from Parnassius apollo (apollo), 225 nucleotides. Lineage: Eukaryota; Metazoa; Arthropoda; Insecta; Lepidoptera; Papilionidae. The record is from the annotation of a GenBank genome assembly.
AUGGUGGACUUUCGACACCCAUGUGAUGAUAUGGUGGACUUUCGACACCCAUGUGAUGAUAUGGUGCACUUUCAACACCCAUGUGAUGAUAUGGUGGACUUUCGAAACCCAUGUGAUGAUAUGGUGGACUUUCGACACCCAUGUGAUGAUAUGGUGCACUUUCGACACCCAUGUGAUGAUAUUGUGGACUUUCGAUACCCAUGUGAUGAUAUGGUAGACUUUUAA